Messenger RNA from Sceloporus undulatus (fence lizard), 1491 nucleotides. It is a transcript of the gene CACNG1, whose product is annotated as calcium voltage-gated channel auxiliary subunit gamma 1. Lineage: Eukaryota; Metazoa; Chordata; Lepidosauria; Squamata; Phrynosomatidae. The coding region runs from base 202 to 885 and encodes 227 amino acids. Gene Ontology annotation, biological process: regulation of calcium ion transmembrane transport via high voltage-gated calcium channel; calcium ion transmembrane transport. The transcript has 4 exons. Gene Ontology annotation, molecular function: voltage-gated calcium channel activity; calcium channel regulator activity. Gene Ontology annotation, cellular component: L-type voltage-gated calcium channel complex; membrane. The record is from RefSeq and is a predicted model, not a curated record.
GCUGCUUGUCUCUCUCCAGUCCUCCAGCCCCCUUCCCCCUCCUUGCUACUCCACUUUGCCAUUGCAGGGCUGACAUUUGAACAUGCUUAGCUAUGCCAAGACUUUGGAAGACAACUCAGAUGACUUGCAGUGUUCCUUGCCACCAGCAGAUUAAUCCAGAACCAGCCCUCACCACUGCAUCUUGGCCUAAACCUUCCAGCCAUGACCGAAGGCAAGGCUUUGAAAGUUCGGGUGACUUUUGCCAUUAUUUUGAUUGGCAUUGCUUUAAUGUUUACAGCAGUAGUGACGGACCACUGGGCUGUGCUGAGUCCUAAGGUGGAGGAAUACAAUGCUACCUGUGAGACAGCCCACUUUGGCCUCUGGCGGAUCUGUAUAAAACGCAUCUUCAUGAAAGAAAACGAAACGGACAAAGAGCAGGGUUGUGGGCCAAUAAGCCUGCCAGGAGAGCGCAACUGUUCAUAUUUCACACACUUUGUCUCAGGAGAGAGCACAGAAAUAUUUGAAGUAUCAACACAAAGAGAAUACAGCAUUUCUGCAGCUGCCAUUGCCAUCUUCAGUGUUGUUUUUUCCAUUAUUGGAACAAUUUGUGUCCUCUUAUCCUUCAGGAAAAAGAUGGAUUAUAUCCUGAAGCCAGCUUCCAUGUUUUAUACUUUUUCAGGCUUGUGUAUUAUCGUAUCUGUGGAAGUCAUGAGGCAAUCUGUCAAGAAGAUGGUGGACAGCGAUGAUACUGCCUGGAUUGAGUACUACUACUCAUGGUCUUUUGCCUGUGCCUGUACUUCUUUUGUCCUGCUCUUCAUCUGCGGAGUUGCUCUCCUCCUCAUCUCCUUGCCUCGCAUGCCUCAGAACCCGUGGGAAUCUUGUAUGGAUGCUGAGCCAGAGCAUUAAGCCACUCCACCACUUAAGUAACAUUAUAUUCCCCUUGAUUGCCAGAAGGUCAGCUAUAUAUAGAUAUUUUAACAGACCUCUGGAAUCAGUGUAUGGUUCCUUAAGCAUUUUUGGGUAACACCUGCUUAUAGAAUCAAAGGGGAGUUUAAUGCAAAGCAAUUUUUUUGGGGGGGGGGGAAGUGUUACGAUUGCCAGCUUUAACAACUUUUACAAAUAAUUGUGGUCUGUAGCACCACCAGUUUGCAAUACCAUCCUCUUAAUAUAGUUGAGGAAAGGGUAGUGUUCAUCCAGUUGAACUGUACGCCAUCCAAGAGAAAGCUCCAUGUUGUCCAAGUAGGACACCCACCCACUAUUAGCAAAGUAUGUAGAUAUGUGAAAGUGAGACGUCUAGUCACCACGUAAGCCAUUGAUUCCGUGUGUGUCAUUGGAGGGAAACUGGAUGAGUGAACAAGUGUAAAUAACGCUACUACCACUUUGUGGAACAUGUGAUGUUAUUAAGUGCAUUAAUAACAAUAAUUUUAAAAUGAGUUUUGCAUAACAGUGAAAUGGAAAAGUCUUCUGAAACAUACUGCAACAUAUUGCUGUUUUGUGACAGCCUUUAUGGUG